Molecule: messenger RNA, 394 nt
Organism: Diachasma alloeum
Lineage: Eukaryota; Metazoa; Arthropoda; Insecta; Hymenoptera; Braconidae
Product: histone H4
Exons: 1
Coding region: 41-352 (103 amino acids)
Biological process (GO): nucleosome assembly
Cellular component (GO): nucleosome
Molecular function (GO): structural constituent of chromatin; DNA binding; protein heterodimerization activity
Source: RefSeq, a predicted model, not a curated record
GCUUAUUUAAUAUUGACGUGUUCUUUGAACCCAAGUUAAAAUGACUGGUCGCGGCAAAGGAGGAAAGGGAUUGGGAAAAGGAGGAGCUAAACGCCAUCGCAAAGUUCUUCGUGAUAAUAUCCAGGGAAUCACCAAGCCUGCUAUCCGUCGUCUCGCUCGUCGUGGUGGUGUCAAACGUAUCUCCGGUUUGAUUUACGAGGAGACUCGUGGUGUUCUCAAGGUCUUCCUUGAGAACGUCAUCCGUGACGCAGUCACCUACACCGAACACGCCAAGAGGAAGACCGUUACGGCUAUGGAUGUGGUCUACGCUCUGAAACGUCAAGGACGUACUCUCUACGGAUUUGGAGGUUAAACACAGCUCUCUACGGAUCAAAAACAAUCGGCCCUUUUCAGG